Messenger RNA from Boleophthalmus pectinirostris (great blue-spotted mudskipper), 1333 nucleotides. It is a transcript of the gene noazfp, whose product is annotated as zinc finger protein 330. Gene Ontology annotation, cellular component: nucleus. The record is from RefSeq and is a predicted model, not a curated record. The transcript has 11 exons. Gene Ontology annotation, molecular function: zinc ion binding. The coding region runs from base 257 to 1216 and encodes 319 amino acids. Lineage: Eukaryota; Metazoa; Chordata; Actinopteri; Gobiiformes; Gobiidae.
GAGCAGAUUUUGAAGACGGACGAGCAGCAGCCGAUUUCAGAGUCGUUCAGAACUGCUUUCACCCUACGAGCCCUCGUGGACCCUGUGCUCCUGCGGCAGCAGCUCCUGGUCAUUCCCAAAGUCAGGAGAGGCACGGAGAGGCGUCUGUUCAGUACUGUGGCCCCCGUCUAUGGAACUGCCUGCCGGAGGAGCUCAGGGCUGCAGAGAACGUUCAUGUUUUUAAGAGGGAACUGCUGGGUGAAAAUCUGUGCCCAAAAUGCCCAAAAAGAAGACAGGUGCGCGUAAGAAGGCUGAGAAUCGUAAGGAGAGAGAGAAGCAGAUUCGAGCGAAUAAAAAACAUGUUGAUGUGGCUAAACAUCCCUGCAACGUCAAUAUGGAAUGUGACAAGUGCCAGAGGACACAGAAGAACAGGGCUUUCUGCUAUUUCUGCUCGGCUGUCCAGAAGCUGCCCGUGUGCGCUCAGUGUGGUAAAAUGAAGUGCAUGAAGCCUUCAGAUUGUGUCAUCAAACAUCCAGGCGUCUACACCACUGGAAUGGCGAUGGUGGGGGCGGUGUGUGACUUCUGCGAGGCCUGGGUCUGCCACAGUCGGAAAUGCCUGAGCACUCACGCGUGCGCCUGCCCCCUCAUUGAUGCAGACUGUAUCGAGUGUGACCGGGGCGUCUGGGAUCACGGAGGGAGGAUCUUCCGUUGUUCCUUCUGUCAGAACUUCCUAUGCGAGGAUGAUCAGUUUGAGCACCAGGCCAGCUGCCAGGUCCUUCAGGCAGAAACUUUCAAAUGUGUUUCCUGCAACAGACUGGGCCAACACUCAUGUCUGCGCUGUAAGGCCUGUUACUGUGACGACCACGCCAAGAGCAAAGUGUUCAAACAGGAAAAGGGCAAAGCACCUCCCUGCCCCAAGUGUGGCCACGAGACCCAGGAGACCAAAGAUUUGAGCAUGUCCACACGCUCCCUGAAGUUCGGCCGGCAGAGCUGUGCUGAUGACGAGGACUACGGUUACGGCGACGGGGCGUCCGGUUACGACUCGUACUGGAAGAAAGUGGCGUCCAGCGGCGGGGGUGACGAGGAAGACUACGCAGAAGAUGAUGAAGAUGAUGAUGACGAUUAUGAGGAAGAGGACGAAGAGGAGGAGGAAGAGGAGGAGGAUGAGGAAGACGACUCGCAAGAAGAAACGGCAGCUGAGUCGAUGUCUGCUCUGAAACUAGAUACAGCUUCUUAAGUCAUGUCACGUUUUGCACAUUCAGGAGACCAAAUGUGAAAGGUUUUUGCAGCAUCUUUCCUGGAAUACAUCCCCAACAUUCUUAAAAACGGUUAAUAAAAUUUCAAUGACGAUUCA